CCCAAGCGUCCUCUGUCCGCAUAUAUGUUCUUCAGCCAGGACUGGAGGGAAAGAAUCAAGACUGAGAACCCCGACGCUGGCUUCGGCGAGGUCGGUAAGCUCCUAGGGGCAAAGUGGAAAGAGCUCGAUGAGGAAGAGAAAAAACCCUACGUCGAGAUGGCUGCCAAGGACAAGGUGCGCGCUGAGGAAGAAAAGGCCUCA
This is a messenger RNA of Coniophora puteana RWD-64-598 SS2, 201 nucleotides long. Its product is annotated as high mobility group box. The annotation marks the transcript as partial. The record is from RefSeq and is a predicted model, not a curated record. The transcript has 3 exons. Lineage: Eukaryota; Fungi; Basidiomycota; Agaricomycetes; Boletales; Coniophoraceae.